AUGUUGAAGAAUAUUAGAGUUAAAUCUUUCACUAAUUCAUCAUCCAAGAAAACGAAGAAGACCGUGAUCAACGAGCAUUCACACCGGCAAUCUUUGCUAGUCAGAGGGUUGUUAGAGGAAGAAUUAUUAACCCCCACGAAGAUCCCAACAGGGUUCUUCGCGGUGUAUGUUGGACAAGGGAGGGAAAGAUUUCUUGUCCCAACGAGCUUUCUUUCUCAUCCCCUCUUCAAGAUUUUACUAGAGAAGGCGUAUGAAGAGUUUGGGUUUGAGCAAAAGAACGGGCUUAUCGUCCCGUGUAGUGUUUCGACUUUUCAAGAAGUGGUUAAUGCCGUGGGGACUAACCAUGGAAAGUUUGAUAUGAGGAAACUCUUUGAGGAAUUUGUUGUUUGA
Spinacia oleracea (spinach) is the source of this 390-nucleotide messenger RNA. Its product is annotated as protein SMALL AUXIN UP-REGULATED RNA 12. Gene Ontology annotation, biological process: response to auxin. The transcript has a single exon. The record is from RefSeq and is a predicted model, not a curated record. NCBI's taxonomy places the organism in Eukaryota, Viridiplantae, Streptophyta, Magnoliopsida, Caryophyllales, Amaranthaceae. Bases 1 to 390 code for a protein of 129 amino acids.